AUGGCUGUAUUAGAAGAGGUUUCCUUUCUGGCGUUGUCCCACAACACAUUUGCAGUCACAGGAAUAUUGAUACUGCUUCUGGUAUCAGUCUUUUACUGGAUCUCAACAAAAACUGACAUCCCAUACAUUAAAGGCAUUCCUGAAAUUCCCGGUGCCCUGCCAAUAUUCGGCCACCUUCUGGCACUUGGCGACGACCAUGCCACAGUUUGCGAAUCCUGGUGGAGGAAAUAUGGCACAUCCGUGUUCCAGAUAAGACUUGGAAACACUCGCGCGGUUGUAGUAAACUCCUUCGAAGACACAAAGCGGAUGUUAAUCGGAAACCAAUCGGCCGUCAUUGAUCGACCUACCUUAUAUACGUUCCACGGGAUCAUUAGCAGCACGCAAGGCUUUACGAUCGGUAGCAGUCCCUGGGAUGAGAGCUGCAAGAAUAAACGGAAAGCAGCUGGGGCGGCGCUGGGAAGGGCGAAGAUCAAGGAUUAUUUCGAUAUGUUUGAUUUAGAGUCAUAUUGUAUCGUCCGGGAUCUGGCACGAGAUUCGAAAGAUGGAUCGACUGAGAUCUCAAUACGCCCUUAUAUUCAGAGAUAUGCGCUUAAUACUACUUUGACAUUGUGCUAUGGAAUUAGGAUGGAUAGUGUUUACGAUACGAUGUUGCGCGAAAUCUUGGAAGUCGGAUCAGCCAUAUCUCUGCUAAGAAGCGCGAGCGAGAACUUCCAGGAUUAUAUUCCUAUACUUCGAUACUGGCCCAACAAUUCCAAAAAUCGACGAAGUAAAAACCUCCGCGACCGAAGAGAUACUUACCUCAAUGCUCUUCUGAAUCAAGUUCGAGAAAUGAUCAAGAAAGGCACUGACAAGCCCUGCAUCUCCGCUGCUAUUCUCAAAGAUGAGGAGACCAAACUCUCAGGCGUGGAAGUAAGUUCUAUAUGUCUCUCCCUCGUCUCUGGUGGGUUUGAAACCAUUCCUGGCACAUUAACAUCUUGUCUCGGUUCGCUCUCAACACUUGAGGGUCAAGUGUUUCAGGAGAAGGCGUUUAUGGAUAUCAAACGUGUGUAUCCCGAUUUAAGAGAUGCUUGGAGGCAUAGUUUUCAAAGUGAGGAUGUCCCAUAUCUCAAUGCAAUUGUGAAGGAGGCGGAGAGAUAUUAUACUGUUUCCGCAAUGUCCUUGCCGAGGAAAACCGUUAGUGAGGUUAUAUGGGAUGGUGCAAGAAUUCCAGCAAAAACUAUGGUGUUAAUCAACGCGCAAGCUGCAAAUCAUGACAUUGAUCAUUUCGGGCCCUCAGCCUCCGUGUUCGACCCCGAACGCUGGUUAUCCUCUAAGACAUCUCCUCCUGGGAUUCAGCAUUUCUCCUUCGGCGCCGGAUCACGAGCUUGCAGCGGACAAAUCAUUGCUUCAAGACUUUUGUACACUGCGCUCCUCCGUAUCAUCAGUAGCUUCCGCAUUGUGGCCAGUGAGAAAUACCCGCCGAAUACUGAUUAUGUGGAUUACAAUGGGUGUAAGAGCGCUCUGGUUGCUAUUCCUAGGGAUUUUGAUGUUAGGCUUGUCAGGAGAGAUAGCUUAGAGGGAGAGGUUAGUUUGGAAGAGUGCUUGGAGGAAGCGAGGGGGAGAACUGAGGGUUAUUAUAGGGAGGAGAGUGGAGUGGGUGUCUAG
Messenger RNA from Glarea lozoyensis ATCC 20868, 1644 nucleotides. Its product is annotated as Cytochrome P450. The transcript is spliced from 3 exons. NCBI's taxonomy places the organism in Eukaryota, Fungi, Ascomycota, Leotiomycetes, Helotiales, Helotiaceae. Gene Ontology annotation, molecular function: iron ion binding; oxidoreductase activity, acting on paired donors, with incorporation or reduction of molecular oxygen; heme binding. The record is from RefSeq and is a predicted model, not a curated record. Bases 1 to 1644 code for a protein of 547 amino acids.